AUGUCUAGAGGUGAAGAAGCAGGGUGCAGGAACUGCAAGCAAAUUUCUUUCCUGGGACGAUUACAGAGCUAUGAACGAAAAGGGAACUUGGACAUUCGGGACCACCUCAAAAUAUACAUGGGUGCAGACGAUGAAAGACCCCUGAAGGAGACAGGAGAAGAAUACGUGGCAUUGCACUACCCUCAAGCCUACACCAAGGCAUAUUCCUUACCUGAGGGGUACAUCUUGCACAAGAGGAAAUUCACUGAACUCAGGUUAGAAUCACUCAAAAAGGAAAAAGACGUCACCUUGCCCCCGGACCAACUUUCCGUUGCCAUUGUGUUUGAUAGAGUAAAAGGGGCAUUGCAGGGUUUGCCGUCCCUCACAGUCCAGGAUUACGCUUUCGAUGACACCUUGCUCAAGGGCAUGAACGAGAAACUGAAAAACAAAUUCUUCCUGGAGUUUGGAGUGAGUAAAGAUGACAUAAAAUCUGGUGAUCACGACGUCUUCGGAACUGCGGUAUCCGGAUGUAACAUCUUGGGAAUCUUCUUUCAAAUCAAGGCAGUAACAUCCAAGACUAGCCAAAGGGGAAUCUUUAAUUCAAUUCGGAAAGCAACGGAACAAGUCGAGAAAGAUUUCAACAUUUUUCGUACUCUAUGUGGUGAAUUCCUGAAUCCGACCGUAAAGUUAGCUGGAUUCGUAGCUUUACCGAUGCUUUCGAAGAUGGAAUUGCAGAAACUAAUCGAAUGCAGUGACUGCAGGAUGCGAAUCCUCGUGUCUGAAGACGUGGAUCAUCCAGAAAGUUUCAGAACGUUUUUGGCGAGACACAAUAUCGUUUUGGAGAAACCUUUUGACUCGAAUUCUGAGUGCCCAGUCAUGAAGACCUUCAAGGAUAUCUUCGACCUUUAUGUUUCUGCUGCAUCAGCUCUGGACCUCCCACGAAAUCCCCAUCAACUGUACAACACGAGCGAGGAACAAAUGAAAGAGAUGACUGUGCUUCUCACUCCUCAACAAAGGAAACUAGCAAAGAGUGAAUCAAGGGUCAUAUUCCUCGCUGGAGGAAGUGGAACCGGGAAGACCUUCGUCCUCAAGAGAAGAGCCUUGAAAUUGCAGGAGAGAGGUGAAGUCUUGCUGAUAAACGUCGCCGGAGGACUCUUGACUGAAGAGUUUCGAUACGCAUUUGAAGGUAAGGAUGGAAUCACAGUCAUCGAUGGGAGAGAGAAAGAGUUUGAGAAGGACCCGGAGAAGUUCAAGAAUUUUCUCGUGGAGAUGGGGAAAGGGAAACAUGUCCUCGUUGAUGAGAGUAGUAAGGGCGUUUCCCAGACGAUUUCGACGCUCCAUGCAAUCCACUACUAUAUAAAGAGGCCGUUCUUUGUUGAUGGAACCACUCCACAGAAGUUCUGCUAUGGAAUGGGAAGUCCUCACAGCCUCGCAGGAGAUUCGGGGUCCCUGUCCCUGGACUUUUCCAAUACAAUUCCCUGUUUCUUCAAAAACCGCGAAAAGCUAUCCGAGGAGUCCAGAUCUUCCGAAAUAUUCGCCAAAUGUGUUCCUGAAAACAUUGACGUCUCUUUUGAUUCGCCUCAUGCUUAUCUCAUGUCUUUCGACGACUUCGUGCAGUUGCAUCUCCAUGUCAUCUGGCCAUUCACCAAUGGUGAACGAGAGGGGCUGGACACGCUCUUCUUCAAUCAUCUUUGUCCAUAG
This is a messenger RNA of Darwinula stevensoni, 1680 nucleotides long. The record is from the annotation of a GenBank genome assembly. Lineage: Eukaryota; Metazoa; Arthropoda; Ostracoda; Podocopida; Darwinulidae.